AUGUGCAGGCCAGGUGGAUUAGAUGGAGAGCCUCCAAACUGCACUGGGCCCCAGCUUCCAGUCAGCACUGGGCCCCAGCCUCCAAACCGCACUGGGCCCCAGCUUCCAGUCUGCACUGGGCCCCAGCCUCCAAACCGCACUGGGCCCCAGUCUCAAGACCGCACUGGGCCCCUGCUUCCAGUCUGCAAUGGGCCCCAGCCUCCAAACUGCACUGUGCCCCAGCCUCCAGGCUGUACUGGGCCCCAGCCUCCAAACCUCACUGGGCCCCAGCUUCCAGUCUGCACUGGGCCCCAGCCUCCAAACCGCACUGGGCCCCAGUCUCCAGACCGCACUGGGCCCCAGCCUCCAAACCGCACUGGGCCCCAGCCUCCAGACCGCACUGGGCCCCAGCCUCCAAACUGCACUGUACCCCAGCCUCCAGACAGCACUGGGCCCCAGCCUCCAGACCACACUGGGCCCCAGCUUCCAAACUGCACUGGGCCCCAGCUUCCAAACCGCACUGGGCCCCAGCUUCCAGUCUGCAAUGGGCCCCAGCCUCCAGACCGCACUGGGCCCCAGCCUCCAGACCACACUGAGCCCCAGCUUCCAAACUGCACUGGGCCCCAGCACUAG
Molecule: messenger RNA, 612 nt
Organism: Hemiscyllium ocellatum (epaulette shark)
Lineage: Eukaryota; Metazoa; Chordata; Chondrichthyes; Orectolobiformes; Hemiscylliidae
Product: circumsporozoite protein-like
Exons: 2
Coding region: 1-612 (203 amino acids)
Source: RefSeq, a predicted model, not a curated record